Molecule: messenger RNA, 1266 nt
Organism: Notothenia coriiceps (black rockcod)
Lineage: Eukaryota; Metazoa; Chordata; Actinopteri; Perciformes; Nototheniidae
Product: stromal interaction molecule 2-like
Exons: 3
Coding region: 925-1266 (113 amino acids)
Biological process (GO): intracellular calcium ion homeostasis; activation of store-operated calcium channel activity; store-operated calcium entry
Cellular component (GO): plasma membrane; endoplasmic reticulum
Molecular function (GO): calcium ion binding; calcium channel regulator activity
Source: RefSeq, a predicted model, not a curated record
CCUGUCCUGAUGUCAAAGCAGUUUGCAUACUGACUUCCGCCCCGCUCGGCUUUCCCUCCCUCUGCAUCGGCCGGCGAGCAGCUGAUAUGACAGGAGGAUACAGUAUCACACCGUGAAAAGCUGACUUAAAAACUUCAUGUGGAAAGUAGGCUGAUGUGGCGGGUGCUCGAUACAGGUGUCAUAAGGAUUAGGGGAAACGGAGGAGUCUUUUCUUUUUUUGAUGCGAUGGGAUUUGCUACUUUCGUGUGAAGAGGCGGACCUAUGAGACGCUCAAUAUGCUGAAGCUGUCCCCGGUGUUUGUAUACUGUACGUGGAAGUACAGAGACUAUUUUCUUCAAACUCACAGGCCUACGUAAGGAUUUAACACUUGAUAUUAUUCCUAUCUCCCGGAUAUCUUGGGUAGAACAGCUCACUACCAUUGGGUCUGUUUUUGUUUUGAGGGGAUUCCUUCUGAGGCUGCAUGUGCUGUGGAGCCUAUUCACCACACGGUCUUUUCCCCUAGCAAUAUCUUUUUUAUAAAUUCAUACAAUUAGACAUGGGGGUCUGGCUUGCCGUAGCUCCAAGCAGGCAUUCCUCUGAAACAGCCAGUAAACGCAUUAGAGGCUAUUAAUCUUUUUUGGAGGGGUCUUAUUUCAAAGUCGUUGACCCACGAUGAACUAUUACUUAGUAGGUAUUUUUUCGUGACAGCAAUGAGUGCUAAUUGUCUAGCAAAUUGCCGGAUUAUUCUUGAAGUUCUUUAUUUUUAAGGUGUCUCUUUUAAUUGUGACACCCCGUAUUUCUUCUGCUUAAAAAAUACUAUUUUUCUCUUUUUUUUUUUUUUUGACUGGCUACUGCUGGUCUGAACCUGACAUUUUUUUCUUCGGGAUUGCCCCAGUCAUCCCCACUGUAACGGAUACCUAGGCUUUCCCCUCAUUUUGUUCCACCAUGAGUUACAUCCACAAGGUGUUGAAUGUAUUGCUACGUGGACUCGUCAUCUAUGCGGUACUGGGGUGCACUUACUCGAAUGAUCUACCCAGCAGCCCCCAGUCUGAUGCUGCAAAUGUAGCCACCACAGACCCCUGUCUCAUCGUGAUGCCGCCAUGCAUGGGCGAGGAGGACCGCUUCAGUCUGGAUGCGCUGCGGCACAUCCACAAACAGCUGGACGACGACAACGACGGGGGAAUAGAAGUCAACGAGAGUGUGGAGAUAGUCAUCAGGGUUGACGCCGUGCUCCUCUCCCACCCUGACCCCUACCCUGGAGCCUGCCAUACGCUGUGGGGAAACUAG